Messenger RNA from Drosophila willistoni, 526 nucleotides. RefSeq lists its product as uncharacterized. The record is from RefSeq and is a predicted model, not a curated record. The transcript has a single exon. The coding region runs from base 121 to 420 and encodes 99 amino acids. NCBI's taxonomy places the organism in Eukaryota, Metazoa, Arthropoda, Insecta, Diptera, Drosophilidae.
GCAAGGUAAGACCGUUACAAAAAAUUACAAAUCAAAAUUCCAAAAUCAACGCGACCGCUAACGUUAACGUGUUAACAUUUGCAGAAACAUAAAAGAACCAAUUAUAUAAAAUAAAAUAAAAUGAAAGUGUUCGCGCUGUGUUCUAUGCUUGCCCUGCUCCUGGCUGGUGGAGUUCAGUCGAUGCCACAGAAUCGUGAGGGUGCCGCCUACACAAAUGAAGCCAUCCGCCAGGCCCAACAAACUCUGCUGAUACCCAAAGAUGCCCAAAUACAGAAUGUUCAAGAGGGUAUCGAACUGGGUGCCUAUGAGCAAAUUCCCGGCAAUCAGCGCAUCAAUCUAUUUGAAAUCUUGGGCGAUCAAGUGCCCUCUGAGGUGAUAAACAAUCUGCAAGCUCAAGUCGAUCAGAUUGGACGUAAUUAAAUAAUUUAGAAAUGUACAUCAAAAUAUAUUAAUUUUUUCACUGUUCCCUUGUUAAGUUUAUAAAUCAGAAAGAUUGAAAAAAAAAAACAAAAAAUACACACACAUA